AUGGCAGAUCGGCACAUCAUCUGUGUCGAGCCCGCUAGCGGUCGCGGCGAGCUUGUCGUUGUCCAGGUCGAGCAAGACGGGACGCAGCCACUCGACCUGCGUCUCGUGGGGUGUGAAGGCGAAAACCCAUAUGUGGCUUCGAUCAAGCAGCGCAAUCUUGCAAAGCUGAAACUCAAGUUCAAGGGUUCAGAUGAGGAGUGGGCGGCGGUAUUAUCUCAUUUCCUGCUGCAAAAACCCGUCACGCACAAUGCUGGUUUGUUAACCGGCGUCCGACUGGUGUACACACUCAAAGACGACCUUGAGCUUUCUUUUCGGCGUGAUGUCCAGGGGAUCAAGGUCACACUGGGUGAAAUCGUGCUACCACGAGAUGACGAGUACGAAUUCAACCCGUUUGAGUGGGCACAGGCGUCUGCCAAAGCGCAUGCGGAGACGCUGAAAGAGCUUGCCGAUCUAAAGACAAGGGCAACCAGCGAGCAAGACACCAUUGCCAAGCUGAAUGCACAGCUGGACGACUUUAUCAAGACGAAAAAUGAGACGGAAACGGCCAUGCUGCAGCAAUUCAUGCAGCUGCUUAACGAAAAGAAGAGGAAGAUUCGAGACCAGAGCCGAUUGCUAGCUACUGCCAAGGUGGACAGCUCUGUUGGUAAGUCUCGCCGAAAAGGACCCAAGGGCUCACUGACUCGAUGUGAUGUAGCAAGUGCCGUCCAGUCCACAAGGACGGGUCCUAAUCCCCGCAAGGUAGGCACAUCACGGCAGUCGAAACGAAAAGCACCGGCACAAGCAGCAGAGGCAGAUGUGCAGUCGGGGCCUGACAGCGACCAAAUGGACGUCGACCCCAAGGAAGAACCGGACAGCGACGACGCACCAGCAGCUACUCCUGAGGCAUCAGAGGAUGAGACUGACGAGGAAGAGGCCACGGCGCCGUCAGUACGCGCCAAGUCAUCGGAGACAUUGGGAGCGAAUUCUGCAAAGGCAUCACAGGAAGGGGCAAAGAGUAGUGACAAACCCCCUCCCAAGCGGGAAUUGCCGUUUGGCAGGCCGGCAACACGAAGCAAGCCGUCGGAGAAGAAGCCAGAGCCGGCUGUAGGUGAUGAUGACGAGGAUGCUACAGAUGAUGAGGAGCUCUGA
Parastagonospora nodorum SN15 is the source of this 1128-nucleotide messenger RNA. RefSeq lists its product as hypothetical. Gene Ontology annotation, cellular component: nucleus. The transcript has 3 exons. The record is from RefSeq and is a predicted model, not a curated record. Gene Ontology annotation, molecular function: DNA binding. Bases 1 to 1128 code for a protein of 375 amino acids. NCBI's taxonomy places the organism in Eukaryota, Fungi, Ascomycota, Dothideomycetes, Pleosporales, Phaeosphaeriaceae. Gene Ontology annotation, biological process: DNA recombination; double-strand break repair.